AUGGCGGCCGUCCAAAACCCCCACGCCAGGGGAGACUACCGUCUUUGUGGCUGCGGGAAUAAAAUUUCAGGGAAAGACACCCACCCGGUGUGCAGUACCUGUCUAGGAGUCGACCACGCCAGGUUGGCCCUAGAAAUUCCCGGCUCCUGUGGACACUGCAAAGUGUUCACGGUCAAGAGCCUCAGACGCAGGCUAGCCCGCCAGGUUAGCAUCUCGGACCGUGAUCCAUUCCUCCCCAACGCCGCACAAGGUGCAGCCGCGGAGGAGGACGUGGACACAGCUGGGGAAGCCCCGGAGACUGACUACGACUGGGGUGCCCAGUGCGAGCAGCUCCAUGCCCCCCCGUUUCCCGAGGAAGACGUGCUGGAAGUCAGUCCCAUGGAGGAGGAUGACGACACCUCGUUCCUCAUAUCAGAGGACGAGGAAGAGGAUGACACCUUCAUGGCCCCAGCACAGCCUGAGAGGCCUAAACCGCCGUGCCCUUCCGCCAUGGAAGACAGGGGAGCGAGCUCACCAGCUACCUCCCUCCAUGUGGACCUGCUCGACGUGUGCAAACGCGCGGCAGAGAAGCUGGAGAUUCCCUGGCCGGUCGCAAUAGCGGAGCCCACCCGGUCCCGCUACGAAGGCAAACGGCUUCCCCUGGCACGAAAUGCGGUGAAGCAGCUUCUCCCUGUCUUCCCCGAGUUGCUGACGGAGCUCUCCAAAACAUGGACUAGCUGCCCAUACAGCAACAGGAGCCCUAUUUCGGGCGCAGCAUCCCUCGACUGCGAGGCGAUGGACGCCCACGGCCUCCUCUCCAUGCCUCCGGUGGAAGUCCCGGUAGCUGCGCACCUCUGCCCAGGCAGCGUGAGCCAGCUGUCUGCAGCUUCCCCCAGACGCCCGACGCUGCCAGCUAAGCCCGAACGGUUCCAGUCUGCGCUGACCGAAAAGGCAUACAAAGCAGCAGCCCUCUCGGCCAGAGCCCUCAGCGCCCUCUCCAUCCUCACUGCCUACCAAGCGGAGUUGUUUGGCGCAUCUGCUGAGGAGCAAGACCCGGAUGCGUGGGAGGAGAUGGCGGUCAUCGCGGACCUGUCUCUCCGUAUCCAACGUGUCGCGGUCCAGGCCACAGGGAAGGUGAUGGCAACCCUCGUCGACCAGGAGCGAGCGCGAUGGCGCAGUCUCACUAACCUGACCGACAGGGAGCGGGAUGACAUCCUGGAUAUGCCGAUCGUCCCUGAAGGCAUCUUCGGCUCUGCAUUGGCCACAAUGCAGCAAAGAUGUGAGGCAAAGAAAAAGGACAACGAGGCUCUCAAACUUUGUCUCCCUCGGAAAGCCCCUGCGCCUUCACCUCCGGUGCAACGCAAAACCUUUGCGCAUGCAGCCUCCCAGCCGCCGCGUUUUAAGGUACCAAGACGGCCACCACCGCCAGGUCCGCCCCCUCCGAUGAGGAAGGAGCGCGGAGCCGGCUGGCAGGGGAAACCUGCCUCCACGACCGCUACGCCGCCGCCGCCCACAGCCGCCGCGAGCUCGGUCCCACAGGAGCCGCAAUAUGUUCCCCCGCUCUCUCUCAGAUGGGAAAGCUGGAGAGCAGCAGCAGCUCCACCGUGGGUGUUGCGCACAAUUUCCCGGGGAUACAGGCUUCAAUUCGCCACUGUCCCUCCCCGCUUCUCCGGUGUAAUACACUCACAUGCACAGGGAGAAUCAGCUCGAGUUUUACGGGAGGAAAUUCUCUCUCUGAUAGACAAACGAGCAGUUUCUGUCGUAUCUCCCGAACAGAGUCUGUCAGGGUUUUAUUCCAGAUACUUCCUCGUCCCCAAACGGGGGGGGAGAGGAAUCCGCCCUAUUCUGGACUUAAGAGCCCUGAACAAAUUCCUGCGGAAAUACAAGUUCAGGAUGCUGACACAUGCAGCUCUGUUGCGUCUAGUAAGACCGAACGACUGGUUUUCGUCCGUGGAUCUGAAAGACGCGUAUUUCCACAUUCCCAUUUAUCCCCCUCACAGACAAUAUCUCCGGUUUGCCUUUCAAGGGGUGUGUUACGAAUACCGUGUUCUACCAUUCGGUGUGUCUCUCAGUCCGAGGGUUUUCAUACGGUGCACAGAGGCCGCGGUAGCCCCGCUCAGACGCCGGGGGAUACGUCUGGCCACGUAUUUAGACGACUGGCUCCUGUUAGCGCAGUCAGAACAGGAAGCCAGGGUUCACACACACAUUGUCACAAAACACCUGAUGGAUUUAGGUUUUGUGAUAAAUAUGGAAAAAAGCCACCUAUCUCCAACGCAGGAGAUAUGCUUUCUGGGAUUAUCCCUGCGCUCUGUUCCGUUCACAGCCCGCCUGUCAGAGGAAAGAGUGACGGUUUUCAGAAAGUGCCUGUCACAAUUCCGUCUGCACAGGUCUGUCCAGUUCAGACUGUGCCUUCGGUUGCUGGGUCUGAUGGCCUCAGCCAUCCUCGUGAUUCGCCUCGGCCGCCUUCACAUGCGGGACUUUCAGCGCUGGGUCGCUUCGCUCCGAAUGGACCCCGUGCGUCAUGGCGCACGGCGGAUAACGGUCACAGCGGACUGUAUAACAGCUCUGCGCUGUUGGCGAGCCCCGUCCUUCCUGACCCAAGGGGUGCCUAUGGGCACCGUCUCGUCCAGGAAAGUGGUAACCACGGAUGCCAGCCUAUCAGGCUGGGGCGGCAUUCACGAGGGCAGGUCUGUGAGGGGUCGCUGGAGCCAGGCCCUCCAGCGCCUUCACAUAAACUUUCUCGAACUUUCGGCGGUGUUUCUUUCUCUGAGACACUUCCUCCCAUUCCUCUCGGGUCACCAUGUCCUGGUGAGGACGGACAACACGACAACAGUGGCGUAUAUCAACCGCCAAGGGGGCCUGCGCUCCCGCAUGUUGCACAAUCUGGCGCGCGACCUGAUUCUCUGGAGCAGUACCCACUUUCUCUCCCUGAGAGCGACGCACGUCCCGGGAGACUUGAACACGGGCGCGGACCUGCUGUCCAGAGGCGCGCCAGUGUACGGGGAAUGGACGCUGCACCCACAGGUCGUGGAGCAGAUAUGGGCGCGCUACGGGCGCGCUCAGAUAGAUCUGUUCGCGUCCAGGGAAAACGCUCGAUGCGAGCUGUUCUUCUCUCUGAGCACUCUGAAAGCCCCUCUGGGCGUAGACGCAUUAGCGCACGCCUGGCCGCACGAGCUGCUAUACGCGUUUCCACCGCUGGCCCUGAUACCCCCCACUCUCGCCAGAGUGAGGGCAUUCAACCACAGACUGAUCCUAAUAGCUCCGCACUGGCCAGCGCAACACUGGCUGGCGGAGAUAUUCCAGAUGCUGUGCGCCCAGCCUUGGGAGCUGCCGCUGCGCAGGGACCUGCUCUCGCAGGGUGCGGGGACAGUGUACCACCCACACCCGGAGCGACUGCAGCUGUGGGCCUGGCCCAUGAGUGGC
Molecule: messenger RNA, 3402 nt
Organism: Cyprinodon tularosa
Lineage: Eukaryota; Metazoa; Chordata; Actinopteri; Cyprinodontiformes; Cyprinodontidae
Exons: 2
Source: RefSeq, a predicted model, not a curated record